UCUCUGUUUUCUGUCACUCUGUCUCUUCUCUCUCUCUCUUUCUCUCUCUUUCUCUCAUUCACAUGUCACACGUGCGUGCAGUACAUACCGUACACACAUACACUCUCAAAACCGCGUGUCGUGGGUCAUUUCGUAAUAUUUUCGUCGAUCUCUGGAAUUCUUAGCUCAUAGAUCGUCUGGUACAUCGUUUAAGCAUUCCCUUCCCAUGUACUUAUUUAAUCCCUUAUAACUCGAAGUGACCAUUCCAUCUUAUGCAUUAUUUACCUAUCCUUCGCUAGCUUACAUUUGGUAUUGGAUUUAUUCUUCUGGGAUCUUUUUUGUAAAAGAAAAAAAAAAAAACAAAAGAAAACAUUCUUGUUUGUAUUUGACUCUAAUAAUGAUAAGUAGACGUAAUCGACUUUAGUUUAUCAAUUGUUUUACCUAUGUCAAAAAUUGUUGAGUCUCUAAUAGUUGACCGUAAUGUACAGUAGUAUGAUUUGCAUCUUUUACGCACUUACUAUCCACUUUAAUAUUACCCGAUUGACAUUACGAAUGAAUGCGAAUGGUUUUCCAAUAAGAUGGAGCUCAUUCGUAUUUGGAUUCACUUAGAUCGUACGUAUCUAUGUAAAUACAAUAUAUAUGAUGCGUGACAACAAGCUACAAGUCGUUUAAUUAUCCAACGAAGUAUUUCAAUUAUCAGAGAACGUGUUGGAAUGAAGGAACAGCAAAGAAAAAAAGGAAAAGAAAUAAGAAAACGUGUUACACGAGUAUGCAUUUGAAUCGAAAUCAGCGAACAGAGAUGUUCGUUAAAGUACAUACGGCAUAAAACCAUAUAUCCUCUUGUUACAAUUUUACAUAUUGUACGAUUAACGAAAUGGGCCGCGCUCCCGUCGUUAAUGCAAUUAACAUAAUAACGAGUAGUGCGAUCAUUACAGUAGUUGGUAGAAAUGGACGUAGAUUAGCUCGCUCGUUGCUCGGUUUUGACAUAUCAUCCUCAUCGUCGUCGUUGUCGUUGUCGUCAUCAUCGUCGUUGUCGUCGUCGUCGUCGUCGUCAUCAUCGUCAUUGUCAUCGUCGUCGUCGUUGCAUUCAUACGUUAUGGCCUAUGACAUGCACUCAGCUACCUGUUAUGCAACGUGCAGCAGACGCGACGUGCGUUUCGUUGAGAGUUUGCUACUCAUUGGUGCAGUAGUCAGUUUAACCCUCGUCGUCUUUUGGCUAACUGCCAAACGCGAUCCAAGACCGAAAUAUCACUCGAAUUUAUAUAACAUCAACGCGGCGCCGGAAGACUUUAUAUCCGUCGCUGACGUUCGCGAAGUAAGAUUUGCGUUCGAUCGAGAUUUUUCGGAUAAGGACUUUUGCCAAGCGCCAGCACGUCUUGUAAUAAUUAUAUCCAUAUCUCAUUAGAUAUUUAUUUCGAAUUGAUCGAUCUUAGAUUAUUCGAUCGAUAAACACGACACGAGUCGGACGUUUUUUAACGUACCUAUCAUACGUACGUACGUACGUACGUACGUAUGAUUAUUGUUAGGGAAGGU
Vespula vulgaris is the source of this 1512-nucleotide messenger RNA. RefSeq lists its product as uncharacterized. Bases 854 to 1384 code for a protein of 176 amino acids. Lineage: Eukaryota; Metazoa; Arthropoda; Insecta; Hymenoptera; Vespidae. The record is from RefSeq and is a predicted model, not a curated record. The transcript has 2 exons.